Molecule: messenger RNA, 3453 nt
Organism: Lates calcarifer (barramundi perch)
Lineage: Eukaryota; Metazoa; Chordata; Actinopteri; Centropomidae
Gene: polk
Product: polymerase (DNA directed) kappa
Exons: 14
Coding region: 263-2926 (887 amino acids)
Biological process (GO): error-prone translesion synthesis
Cellular component (GO): nucleus
Molecular function (GO): damaged DNA binding; DNA-directed DNA polymerase activity
Source: RefSeq, a predicted model, not a curated record
UCGUUUUCAAAACAUGUAGGGACGUGAACGUUAGACAGGACAGCUGAGAGGUUUAGAUUCAGACCGGUUGCUCCUGAUCAAAGUGAAAAGAUCAUUUCCUGAAUUACUGUUGGUUAUUUGAUCAAGCUCGAGAAGGAGCACAUAUAAUGGAAAACAUAGCUACGAUAUCUUACAGCUUUAUCAGCUAAAUUUAGGUGAGAGUAGAGAUCGUUGUAAACUGGAUAAUACGAUACGUUUUUCAAUCAGGGGUCCUUUCUUCGGGAUGGAGAAUGAGGCUGCUUCCACCAAAGGAGAGGGCUUCCUCUCCAGAAUGGCCCUUAAUGACAACAAGGCUGGAAUGGAGGGUCUUAACAGGGACAAGAUUAACAAGAUCAUCAUGGAGACGUCCAAGGGAUCAAGGUUUUAUGAGAAUGAGCUAAAGCGAGAGCAGCAGGUGAACCAGCGCAUUGAGAAAAUGAUGCUACAAAAAGCACAGAUCACAGAGCAGCAGUUAAAGAAAGCACAAGCACAGGUGGAGAGGAUGGCCACAGAGCUGGAGAGGAGUCGUGAUCUAAGCCGUGUGAUUGUACAUGUGGACAUGGACGCUUUCUACGCUGCUGUGGAGAUGAGAGAUUGUCCUGAGCUGAAGGACAAGCCCAUGGCUGUAGGAUCCAUGAGCAUGCUGUCAACAUCUAACUACCACGCCAGGAAGUAUGGUGUCCGAGCGGCCAUGCCUGGCUUCAUCGCAAAGAAACUGUGCCCCAACUUAGUCAUUGUUCCGACUAAUUUUGAUAAAUACAGAGCUGUGAGUGAUGAGAUCCGAGAGAUUUUUGCAGACUAUGACCCUCACUUCCAGCCAGUGAGCCUGGAUGAAGCCUAUCUGGAUUUUACAGACCACCUGGAACAGAGGCAGAGCUGGCCAGAGUCCUCUCGUACACAUCGUUUCCGUGCCAGCAGCACCACUACAGGUGGGGGACAGAUUGAGCUUCAGGAAGCAGAGCCAGAGGUGAAAGACCUCUCUCCAGUCCUAUUUGAGGACAGCCCGAGCUCUUCUCCCUGCUUGCUGGGCUCUGAUGGUGUUGCUGCCACUGCAGGUGGUGGUGCUUUUGAGGUGUUUGGGACAUCUGUUGAGGAGGCUGUGAGAGAAAUGCGCUUCCGCAUUGAGCAGAAGACCAUGCUGACUGCCAGUGCAGGAAUCGCUCCAAACAUGAUGCUUGCCAAGGUGUGCAGUGACAAGAACAAGCCCAACGGCCAGUACAGACUCCCCCCCACCAGAGAGGCGGUGAUGGACUUUGUCCAGAAUCUUCCAGUUCGCAAAGUUUCUGGCAUAGGGAAGGUUAGUGAGAAGAUGCUAAAUGCUCUGGGCAUCAGUAGCUGUUCUCACCUUGGCCAGCAGAUGGCACUGCUGUCAUUGUUGUUCUCGGAUACAUCCCUGCAUCACUUCAUGCAGGUUUCCCUAGGUCUGGGCUCCUCAUAUAUACCAAGGCAUGAAGAAAGAAAAAGCAUGAGCACAGAAAGGACAUUUAAAGAGCUGAGUAAAGUGGAGGAACAGUUUUCUCUAUGCAGGGAUCUCUGUGAAGAUUUAGCAGAAGACAUGAAGAAAGAAGAUCUGAAGGGUAAAACAGUAACACUGAAACUGAAGAAUGUGAACUUUGAGGUGAAAACCAGGGCACUGACGCUGCCGCAUGCUGUUGCUACAGUGGAUGAGAUCUUUGCUGUUGCUAAGGACCUGCUGAAAGUGGAAAUAGAAAAUGAAAGCCCCCAGCCGCUCAGACUGAGGCUCAUGGGUGUGCGAAUUUCUGCUUUUGUCAGUCCAGAUGAUAAAAAGCCCCUGCAGAGGAGCAUCAUUGGCUUUCUUCAGCCAGGCAAGACAGACUCCAGCGGCUCUGUCCAAGGAAUGCAUCAAAAACCUGAGAAAGAUCAUCAUGUCCAAACCUGGACCCUUGCCCGUCCUCCCCUAACACAGAAGUGCCAGAAACAAGAGGAAGUUUCCUGGCGGAGCAAGUUGAGGGGGUUAGAGGGAGGCCAGACUAGUGAGGAACCCCAGCAGUCUUUCUUCCAAAGGGCCCAUGCCAAGAGAUUGCAACUUCAGGCAGCAAAUGCAAUUCCACAAGAAGAGGGACACAGGGAGAAUGACUCUGUGAUUGAGUCCAUAGGCUCUCAUGCUCAAAACUGUGUAGAGUCAUCAGCAAAAAAUCGCAAGAGCAUAGAUCUUUUAGAAAAUGACUUUGUUUCCUGUGAAGAGGCCCAGGCAUCCACAUCAGGCUGUGGUGGCACAGUGUCAGAGAGCCUCACCUGUCCGGUGUGUUUCAGGCAGGUGGAGACAACAGAUUUGAACGUCUUCAAUGGACAUAUUGACCAGUGUCUCAGCGAAUCUUCAAGAAAGCCAAACCAAAGCACUGAUCCCAACUCAGAGUUGGAUUUGGACUCAGAGAAUGACCAUAAAGAAUGUCAGGUGGCGGAAAAAUGGAGGGAGGAGUGUGAGGUUGAAGAGGAGAGGGUAAAGAACAGUGAAGAGUUGGAGCUGAAGAGAAUUGAUCCUCAAAACCAGCGCAGCUUGAAAAACGAUUCUCAUCAAAAGGUUGUGUCGAUCAAUGGUGAUGACAAAACCGUGACCUCGCAACAGCCUCAGUCAUGUAAUGGUAGAGGCCCUGUCCUUAUCUGUCCAGUAUGUCAGCUGACACAGGACACUGAUGACCUCGCUAUCUUCAACCACCACGUUGACCUCUGCCUGAACCAGGAGGUCCUACAUGAGCUGGGGGGACAGACAUCAUGUCCUAUAAAUCCACUUUCAGUUACAAACGGCAAGGCCAUAGACAGAGGCCAGCUACUGCUAAGGCAAGGCAGUAAGGGCAAAAGCAAAAGACAGAACUCACCAUCCUCUCCUCCUUCAAAGAGGGCGAAAGGCAUCGCCCCUCACAACACCAUCGACAAGUUCUUCAGGUGACAGUCAUGCACACAUCUUCAUCUGCAGGAAAUGAAGUACAGGUCUCCCCAGUCCCUCUAACUGCCUUCACAAUCAUUGCACACAAAGCCAUAUUCAAAUUUUCUCUUUAAAAAGCUCUAUUUGGAAUUAAGAUUGCUGCUGUAAGAAACUAAUAUGUUUUUUAUUUGUUUUUAAUAAGCCAUACAUGAAAUGAAAGAUGACAAACACAAAUGCAUUGUUUUAAUUCUGGCAAAUUAAUAGAGAUUUCUGAUCGCCUUGUUGUCAGUCAGUGCCAGUUACAUGUUAAUUGCCUAUUGAAGAUAAACCAAGUGUUUUUAUUAGGCUAAAUGGAGCAUUAGGGUAUUUAUUAAAUCCUAGUUUCUAGUGUUUUUUUUCUCUUAUUUAUCUUCUAGUUAUUUUGUUCAGAUAUGUUAACCUGUACUGUUGCUUUACAAUGAUAAUAUUGUGUGCUUUAUAUAUAAUGAAGAUAAGAGAAUCCUUCUAUCAUGUGAAUCAAAGUUGCAAUAAAUUAAUAUUUUCUUAUUUCA